GCUGAGCGAACACGAACAGAUAGGAUCCAGGGCUCCGGCGGCGGACCUGGCUGUGUGCUGUACUGCGACCUCACCGGCGGCUGCCCUGCGACCUCGCCGUGGUCCGACGUACAACGGACAGCCGCCCCAUCCCCGUGCCUCCAUUCUCCACCUCGGCGUCACCCCCCACCACACCCGGCGCCUACCUCCGCCAUCCGCCGGCGGCUAGAUCCGUCGUCGCCAGAGAAGAGAACUCCAGCCCUUCAGGAAUGAUGGAGUCAAUGACUAGUAUUGCUCCAAGUGUCGGGUCAACUACAGCGAUGGGACUUGAAGAUGAUGCCAACAAUUUUUCCAUGGUCCAAACGAGAUUUGGCAUAAAUGAUGAAGAUCGUUACAGCACACCGAAAAGAACCAGUAGCCUACCCGCGUGUGGGUCAACUUACGAGCCAGAGUGUGAUGACAGCCUACAACCCUCAAUUGGAAUGCGAUUUGAUAGCUGGGAGGCAGGUUUGGCAUUCUAUAGAAUGUAUGCUCAUGAGGUUGGCUUCUCUGUACGCAUAUGGACACAACACAAAGGAGAGGGUGGUGUAAUAAUCUGGAAGAAGUUUGUUUGCGCAAGACAAGGUUGGAGGAAGAGAAAAUCAGUGGAUCUAGGUCAAGUUACUCAAGAAGUGGGGAGAAAAAAGGCUAAAAGAAAUAUCAAGAUAAGCAGAUGCGGUUGCGAGGCUAUGAUGGGAUUGAAGAGGCAAGAUGACAAUAAGUACGAGGUCGUCCAGUUUGUUCAAUCGCACACGCACCAACUUGUCUCACCAAGUAAGAGGCAUCUCAUCAGGUCAAAUAGAGAGGUAACUAGUGAUUUGAGAAACAAAUUAUUUACAUGCAGUAAGGCAUUGCUUGGCACUUCAAAAACUUUUCGCUUGCUUAGCACAGAGAAGGGUGGGCUAGAAAAUAUCGGUUGCACAAAACGUGACUUACAAAACUGUCAGCGUGAUUUCAAGGCAGCGAUUAAGGGAGCAGAUGGACAACUUAUAGUAGAUAUAAUGGAAAAUAAAAAAAAGGCCAAUCCAGCAUUUUAUUUUGAUUACCAGGUAGAUGAGAACAAUAAACUGACAAAUAUUUUCUGGGCUGAUAGUAUAUGUAGAAAGAACUAUUCAUUAUUUGGUGACGUUGUAUCCUUCGAUUCUACAUAUCGGUUUAACAAGUAUGACCUGGUAUUUGCCCCUUUUACUGGAGUUAACCAUCACAAAUCUUGUGUUACAUUCGGUGCUGCAUUCUUGUCAAACGAGAAGAUUGCAUCAUACAAAUGGUUAUUUCAGACUUUCUUGAAAGCAAUGUGUGGGGUUGCACCAAAGCUAGUCAUAACCGAUGAGGAUCAAAGCAUGAGAAGAGGAAUAGAAUCUAUAUUUCCGAACACAAAGCAUCGACUCUGUAUGUGGCAUAUUCUGAUGAAACUCCCUGAAAAAGUUGGACCCAUCUUGAGAGACAAUGAAGAUUUUAAACCACGAUUCAUGGCAUGUGUCUGGGGAUCAGAGACUCCAGUUGAGUUCGAAUCACGGUGGUCCUCAAUAAUUUCUGAGUUUGGCCUAGAGGAUAAUGAAUGGUUGAAAGAGAAGUAUGGUUUACGGGAAUCAUGGAUUCCAGCAUACUUUAUGGAGUUCUCCCUUGGUGGAAUAUUACGUACAACAUCUAGAUCUGAGAGUGAGAAUGCAUUUUUUCAACACUUCACUAACCGAAAGCUUACCUUGAUUGAGUUUUGGGUAAGAUUUGAAACCGCUUUGGAAGAGCAACGACAAAAGGAGUUGCAAGAGGAUAAUUGUGCACUUCAUACCUUGCCAGUACUCGAGACUUGCUGGGGAAUUGAGGCUCAUGCCAGAGAAGUGUAUACUCACAAUAUUUUUGUUGCUUUCCAACGUGAGGUGGUGGCUGCUAGGGAUCGUCGUCAUGUCAAAACCAUUGAGCAGGUUGGUGAUGUCCGAACCACGAGCAUUGGUGACCUUAGUGGAAGGAUAAGAACUGUCUGCUUCAACACUAAUACAAAGGCUGCACAAUGUACUUGUCGAAUGUUUGAAUCAUUGGGCAUCUUUUGCUCUCACAUCAUUGUUGUCUUAAAGAAUGAUGGGUGUAAUGAAAUUCCUAGCCAAUAUGUGCUGCAUAGGUGGACUAAAAUGGCUGCACGACAUCUUUGCUAUGAUGCCAAUGGACAUGAGAUGGAAGGGUCAUCUACUUCUCUUUCACCUAUCAUCAAGAAAUUGUAUUCACAAACAUGCUCGCGGUUCAGCUUGGCAUUGCAUGAAGCUAGACAUUGUGAGGACAAGAUGGAAUACUUAAACAAAGUUGUUGCUGAUGCUCUUGCACACUUGAGGCAGACGGCGCCACUUGACGAACAAAGUAAAGUUCAAGAGUUUGAAUCCUUUAUUGGAACAACAUUCCCAAGCAUCAUCAAUAUUCAUCCCCCUGAUAUUGCAAAUACAAAGGGCAGUGGCAAGAGAUUGAAGAGGGGUUCAGAGGAGGCCAUUAACAAAAGGAAAAAGAGCAAGUAGCAUCCAAGAAGGUUCAACAUCAGCAUAUUGUUCUACUUAACGAGGCAAACAUGACGGCACAACCCACCAAAUGGAGCGGACAACCUUUACUUUGCGUUAAAUAAUGGAUGAAAAAUGUGUUUGUUAAUGUGAUAUAUGGACCUAGUUCAAGUACACCAUGUUGAAUCUGUUGCAAUAUAUGUGUACCUACUAAUCUUCUAUACAUUUCUUGUAACUGCUGGCUGCAACUCUAGUUAUGUGCAUGAGACUAAUGUGUAUUGUCAUGAAUCUCGUUCACAAAGCAUUCAAACUGUCCUACUAUGAGCUACGAAAUGUCGAGAUGGUUGUUGAUGUGUUGCCUUCUGAGUUCAGAAAGGUGUUUAACACACCUGAUGUUCUGGUCUUUCCAUC
Molecule: messenger RNA, 2909 nt
Organism: Triticum dicoccoides
Lineage: Eukaryota; Viridiplantae; Streptophyta; Magnoliopsida; Poales; Poaceae
Product: protein FAR1-RELATED SEQUENCE 5-like
Exons: 6
Coding region: 249-2519 (756 amino acids)
Molecular function (GO): zinc ion binding
Source: RefSeq, a predicted model, not a curated record